AUGUAUCUCUCCUCUCACAAAUUUUCUCUUUCCUUUUCUUUGUAUCUUUUAUACUUUUCUUUCUCAUUACUGCUUAUCCCUUCUUUCUUUCUUUCUUUCUUUCUUUUUUCUCAUCUCUUUAUCCCUUUGUUUUUUCUUUCUUUCUUUCUUUCUUUCUUUCUUUCUUUCGGGAUUUCUUUCUUUCUUUCUUUCUUUCGGGAUUUCUUUUUAUUUUCUCAUUACUGUUUUUAUCCCUUUCUCCCUUUCUUUCUCUUUUCUCAUUACUGCUUAUCCUUAUUAUUCUUUCUUUCUUUCUUUCUUUCUUUCUUUAUUUAUUUAUUUAUUUAUUUCGUGAUUUCUUUCGAGAUUUCUUUCGCAAUUUCUUUUUAUUUUCUCAUUACUGUUUUUAAUUUUAUCCCUUUCCCGCUUUAUUUCUUUUGCUUUUCUCAUUACUUUUUAGUUUUUAUCCCUUUCUUUCAGGAUUUCUUUCUUUCAGGAUUUCUUUCUUUCUUUCAGGAUUUCUUUCUUUCAGGAUUUCUUUCUUUCUUUCAGGAUUUCUUUCUUUCAGGAUUUCUUUCUUUCAGGAUUUCUUUCUUUCUUUCAGGAUUUCUUUCUUUCAGGUUUCUUUCUUUCUUUCAGGUUUCUUUCUUUCUUUCAGGUUUCUUUCUUUCAGGAGUUUCUUUCUUUCAUUCAGGAUUUCUUUCUGGAUUUAUUUCCAGAUUUCUUUCAUUCAGGAUUUCUUUCUAUAUUUUCCCCAGAUUUCUUUCAUUCAGGAUUUCUUUCUAUAUUUCAGAUUUCUUUCAUUCAGGAUUUCUUUCUUUCUUUCAGGAUUUCUUUCUUUCUUUCAGGAUUUCUUUCUUUCUUUCAGGAUUUCUUUCUUUCAGGAUUUCUUUCUUUCUUUCAGGAUUUCUUUCUUUCUUUCAGGAUUUCUUUCUUUCAGGAUUUCUUUCUUUCUUUCAGGAUUUCUUUCUUUCUUUCAGGAUUUCUUUCUUUCAGGAUUUCUUUCUUUCAGGAUUUCUUUCUUUCUUUCAGGAUUUCUUUCUUUCAGGAUUUCUUUCUUUCAGGAUUUCUUUCUUUCUUUCAGGAUUUCUUUCUUUCAGGAUUUCUUUCUUUCUUUCAGGAUUUCUUUCUUUCAGGAUUUCUUUCUUUCAGGAUUUCUUUCUUUCUUUCAGGAUUUCUUUCUUUCAGGAUUUCUUUCUUUCUUUCAGGAUUUCUUUCUUUCUUUCAGGAUUUCUUUCUUUCAGGAUUUCUUUCUUUCUUUCAGGAUUUCUUUCUUUCUUUCAGGAUUUCUUUCUUUCUUUCAGGAUUUCUUUCUUUCAGGAUUUCUUUCUUUCUUUCAGGAUUUCUUUCUUUCAGGAUUUCUUUCUUUCUUUCAGGAUUUCUUUCUUUCAGGAUUUCUUUCUUUCAGGAUUUCUUUCUUUCUUUCAGGAUUUCUUUCUUUCUUUCAGGAUUUCUUUCUUUCUUUCAGGAUUUCUUUCUUUCAGGAUUUCUUUCUUUCUUUCAGGAUUUCUUUCUUUCUUUCAGGAUUUCUUUCUUUCAGGAUUUCUUUCUUUCUUUCAGGAUUUCUUUCUUUCAGGAUUUCUUUCUUUCAGGAUUUUUUUCUUUCAGGAUUUCUUUCUUUCUUUCAGGAUUUCUUUCUUUCAGGAUUUCUUUCUUUCUUUCAGGAUUUCUUUCUUUCAGGAUUUCUUUCUUUCUUUCAGGAUUUCUUUGGAUUGCAGAACAAACUAUUGA
Molecule: messenger RNA, 1710 nt
Organism: Acanthosepion pharaonis
Lineage: Eukaryota; Metazoa; Mollusca; Cephalopoda; Sepiida; Sepiidae
Source: the annotation of a GenBank genome assembly